This is a messenger RNA of Metschnikowia bicuspidata var. bicuspidata NRRL YB-4993, 897 nucleotides long. RefSeq names its product MIND complex subunit (gene MTW1). Gene Ontology annotation, biological process: mitotic sister chromatid segregation; kinetochore assembly; protein localization to kinetochore. NCBI's taxonomy places the organism in Eukaryota, Fungi, Ascomycota, Pichiomycetes, Serinales, Metschnikowiaceae. The coding region runs from base 1 to 897 and encodes 298 amino acids. The record is from RefSeq and is a predicted model, not a curated record. Gene Ontology annotation, cellular component: chromosome, centromeric region; nucleus. The transcript has a single exon.
AUGAACUCUAGCGACUAUAGGGUCACGGCUCUACUAACGGAGCACCUUGGUUUUGCCCCGCUAACCUUGGUGGACGAAGUUAUUAAUGCGGUUAAUAAAAUCAUGUACAAUUGCACCGAUGCGUUGGAAAACUUCCUCGUAAAACGCCGAGAGGCGCAACUAAAAAAGCUACGGAUGCAUAACGGAAUUGGGGAAGACGAUGCUGAUAUUGACACUGACGGCUUUAUGACCGAUCAAAUCGCUGCUGCUGAAAGGAACGGUGAGGUAUUCCCAUACGCGGAAAUCAGAAGUGGGACCGCAGAACUAGAAACGCUACUAGUGUCUCAUGUAGACAAGAAUUUCGACAAAUUUGAGCUCUAUACGCUACGAAAUAUUCUCACCAUGCCCCGGGAUCUUGUGGAAGAUGGCUGGGUCAGACUCAAGCACCAUGAGCACCUCGAUACUGUAGAUUUCGCCAGUGUUUCCGAAGAUUCAAGUGCCCGAAUCAAGUCCCUUAUCAGAAACAUCAGCAUGGAACUACAGCUACGAAAGCUCUUGCAAUUUCAGUUGGCCAAGGCCAAGAAGUUGGUCAGUCUACUCACCCGCUAUAAGCACAGCAUCGACUCGCUCAUUCUGACACAUCUGGAUACCGAGCUUUCCCCGGACUCUGCGCGUAUAUUGAAGGAAAACCUCACCCCCAUGAAUGAAAAUAUUUACUACUUGCUUAGCCAGCUGAACGACCUCAUAGAGCAGGCACUUCGGCUCAAACAGACUUUCACCAAAGACACAGCGCUAAAAGAGGGGGGUCAGGUGCAAUUUUGGCCUACGAAUCGCGAGGACUACAUUCGCGAAAAAACAAUCAAGCUUCUUGAAAACAUCACAGGAACUUCUCCGGGCUCGCGGCCCUCAGCAGCCUGA